AUAGUGUGAAAUUUUAGUAUUACGACGGAAGUCAACAAAAACGGUACAUAAUGUAGCAUGAAUCAUCAUUUUAUGGCCUUAAUUCUGAACGAAACAGAAUACGUUGUGUAAAGUGCGGUAAAGAUACGCUUUGGACGUGUUAAGGGCGAUGCACUUAUUAUUUUCCCCACGCUUGGAACACACAAUUCAACGGAGAUUUCGCGGACAAAUAUCGAGACGACAAAUCUAUAUGCGCCAUAGAAAUGUUUGAAUAAUCGUACAUAAUUUGAAGAGGUGUAAACAUUCUUCGUAUAAAGUCGAGUAACAAUGCUGUAUGUAUUUCUGGUUGAUACUGGAGCUAUGCUGACUUUUGAAAUGGAAUUAGCGAUGGAAAGUGUUGAAGAAUUAAUGAAAUCCAUAACAUCAACUUUCAUGAUCCCAUUGGAGAAACAAGUAUUAAUAAUGCAAGGAGGAGAAGCACUGGAUCCCAAAAAUCGUAUUUGUAAUUACUCAAGUGCAGGAACAGAACACAAUCCAAUAUUCCUAUUUAGCAAAACAACUAUUGAGUCACCAAUGCCACCUUCUCCAAGUUUGAACUUAGGAUCAGAAAUGUCACUUAAGGAAGAAGUGGAAAAGUCGCUGUUGUUACCUCCCACAUAUGAGACUCUUGUAUCCAGGGCAAAGCUAGCCAUGAGGUUCCAGGAUAUGGGUGCUGAAUUAUUGCAAAGUUGUGUUACCCUUAUUAAUGAACAGCAUCUUCAAAGACAAGGAUGGCUGGCUGUGGUUGCAAACUUAGAGAGUAUUGCAAGCAAAUUUGAAACCAGGGGAAGCAUCCUAGAACAAAAUUAUACAGAUUUUUUGAAGAUUAUUCCUGAAUAUAGAUCACUGCUUGACAGUUUUCAAGAUGUUAUUGAUCAACUUUCCAAGCUUCCGGUGUUUCUUUGUCUGAUAAAAGAUGAUAUGAAAUCACUCAUAUCUACAGAUGGUGUACCCACUCUUUUGGAUUGGAUAAAUGCUCAAGAUGAGAGAAACAGUCUUGAAGACAUGGUCCGUCAGUGUAUUGAUGCUUUGGGACAGUUUCAAAACUCUUCAUUAGUUGAGAUAAAGAAUGACCAGGAGCAUGUACUUGGAGAUGUUUCGAACAAGAACAUCAAAGAAAUUGGUGGUUUAGAAGAACGAUUGAGUAUGCUGUCGCACCUUUGUGAUAAAGCUAAUUCACUGGGCCAGGAACAAUCUGAUAUGGCACAGGGAUUUUCUCAAAACCAAGUGCGUGCACAGAAUAUCGGAGAUCCUUCUGUUUUACCAGAUCUUUGUUCCAGUCAUCAGGCUCAACUGUCGCUCAUGAUGCACAACCAUACACAAUUAAGAGAUAUUCGAAGGAAAUGCGCCAAAGCAAAAGACGAGCUUUCUGUCAACUUGCACGCCCGCCUCAGGUGGGUGAUGAUGAUCGAAAAAAAUAUUUGUGAUUGUGACAACAAGUUGGUGAUGUAUCAUGAAAGCAUGAAGCGGAUGAAAAAACGCGUGGAAAUUUUGGAACAAAUUAAAGAUGCUCCUCGUAUUUACGCUAUGACUGUUAAAGAAGUUGUACGAAGGCGCGAAUUUUCAUCGCAGUUUUCAAAGUGGGCCAAAGAUGUUUCCCAACAAUCAAAUGGAGUUUAUAAACAAGAGAUCGCCAGCCGUCAGGAUUACUUGGACUUCGUUGGCAACCAUUUUCUUAAGAAUCUUUUCACUGGAAUUGAUGACAUGCCGACACAAUUUGUUCCCAUUCCUGAAGAUUUUGAUAAUGAUCUUCCUCCUCUGACUUGUGCUGAUCUACAAGAACUCAGAAACCUCGUUCCUAAUAUAUUUGAUAAACAAUCAAUACGGAACAAACCGGGCGAAGACGUUCGGAUAAUAACGUUUGGUAAAUCAUUAAGCUGCAACGAUUUGCCUUCGGUCAACGAGUUUGUAAUGAAGUCCUCACUUGAUGAAAUGGAUGGUAAAAUGGAUAAUAGAACUAAAGUAAUAGGUAAAUCGAAUGAAAUGGAGAGGAUAAGUGUAACCACACAAACCAUGGAACGUCAUGACAUAUUAUCAUCUAAUAUAGCCAUUAAAGAAAGAUUACUUACGAGUAUUAAUACUUUACGUAGCGAACUGCAGCAAUUAAGGGAAACUACAACGUCUUGGGACGAGAGUGUGAAGAACUAUGUUAAUGAACGAUUGUUUGUUUGUGAAGAGUUCAAACUAAACGAAAGACUUAGAUUACUGGCAGCGGAAAAUGAUAGUAAAAGUCUCAAGGAGUUGACUAACAGUCUUGAUGCGAUGAAAAAGAAAAUAUCAAGUCUAAAUUCUGAAAAUGAAUCAUUGAGAAAAGAAAUUGAGGCGAGAGAUACAAGUUUUUCGGAGAAAGAAAUGAGAUAUCGUAAUGAUCUUGAACGGCAAAAACAAUAUGCAACUGAAUUAGAGUCUGCAAAAGAGACUUUUGAAGCUGAGCAGCAAAUACGUUUCAACAGUGCUAUUGGUCGUGUUAUGAAGGAAAAGGAGAACGCUUUAAAGAAAGCCGACGAACAGUUAACCUCUUUCAAACUUUCACAAGAGAAAAAGGACGAGAAACUUCAAGUAUUGUUUAAUGAAAAGGAGACGUUGCGUCAGGGGAGUGAAGAAUAUGCAAGAAAAAUUGUGGAAGCACAAAUUGAGAUUGAUAAGAUGAAGAAGGAAAUGGAAAGAUAUAUUAUGGAAACACAAAUACAUUUGGAGGAAAAGGAACGACAGUUUAAUGAAAAGUUAGAACAUGAGAGAAAAGAAAGUGCAUUAAUGCUUGAAACAGAGAGACAAAAAUGGGAAACAGACUCUUCAGGAUCUGGUUCUGGGCAAAUCAUUAGUGAACUGGUAGAAGCCCGUCUUAAUAAGAGAAUAAAACUCUUGGAAGAGGAGAAUAGUUUAUUGAGGGAUCGUCUGAAAUCUGGUCCAGAUUGUGAUGAAAAGCUAUUGUUUGUUGAAUUACAACAGUCACUGGACGAAAAAUGCAAGGAAUGCAUUGCUCUUCAGGAUCAACUAAAACUUUUGCAACAGAAGCCUCGUAGCUCUCAAGUUGUUUCCAAAGAUCUUCAGAAAGGUGAUAUCGUUGAAGUUUAUUAUAACGAUCCAUAUGAACUCUACAUGAUCAGAAGCGAAGGGGAAACGCUUUAUUUUGUUCAUCCUGACUCGUUGGUUAAUAUUGAUUUACCAGAAUUGAAAUCAAGGCAUACAUUUCACGCACAAAUCUUGGACAAGGAAUAUUGUCAGGCCAAGAAGGCCAAUAACCGAUUCAAAGUUACCGCUGGCACAAAGUUCUAUCGUGUAAAGGUCAGACCUUGGGAUCCCUCAAGCUCACAAAGUAGACCGUCAUCAUAAAUUUAAAGUUUUGAAUGUAGAAAAAUCGGGACAUAUAUCAGAAUAUUUGUACUGCUUAAUAAAUACAAAACGAAACAUAAAUCAGAUUCAAACUUAACAUGAUCAAACCCCACGACAAUGUAAUUCACGAUGUUUCCUCAAAUAUUUUCCUGCUUGCCCACCUGCAUGAAUGUGGAAAAAUUUUUGCAACAACAUUUGCGAAAUGUUUCCCUUAUUUGGCCAGGCAUGGAAAUUGAACGAAAACUCCCUCCUCUAUAGAGGCUUUAAAAUGCGCUUGCUUUUAUUUAAAACCUUUGCGUGGAAAGAGUGGGAAAACACUAUGGAAAACACAAUUUUCUCAACGAUGUUUCCUGCUUUUCUUGGACUUUCUUUUGUACAUGAAAUCAAAUUUUAGGACGUUACUGCUUAUAGCUGUCUCGGUGUAGGAUUAGUUUAUUCCAGUAUUCUGACAAUAGAACACAAUAUUUACUAACACCAUAUAAUAAUGAAUAAAUAGGGGCCUGCAUAAAUAAUCGAUAGAUAAUCUUGUUCAUAUUCAACAAACUGUUUGAGCCUAGUAAUAAGUUUUUACCGUAGUACAAAUGUACUUCGUCAAAAUCUUGCCAAUGCAAAAGUUCAUUUUCACACUGUAAAACUAUAGGUCUAUAUAGCAUGCCUAUAGACUUCUGAGGGUACAGCAAUAUGUCAAUGCUAAUUUUAUUUAACAUUGUAUAUAAUACAAUUAUUACAA
Molecule: messenger RNA, 4081 nt
Organism: Dendronephthya gigantea
Lineage: Eukaryota; Metazoa; Cnidaria; Anthozoa; Malacalcyonacea; Nephtheidae
Product: RB1-inducible coiled-coil protein 1-like
Exons: 25
Coding region: 307-3351 (1014 amino acids)
Biological process (GO): autophagy of mitochondrion; glycophagy; autophagosome assembly
Cellular component (GO): extrinsic component of membrane; Atg1/ULK1 kinase complex; phagophore assembly site membrane
Molecular function (GO): molecular adaptor activity; protein kinase binding
Source: RefSeq, a predicted model, not a curated record